UUCUUUUUGCAUGGGAGGGGAGGGGGUGGCGAGGAUGUGUCGAUUUGUGAGUGCGCAGACGCGAUGCAAGCUGCAGCGAAAGGACAGACGGCGAGACCGUACGACCGAACCGUGUUGCAGAAGUGCCCAACAGCUACACAUACGGCGUGUCCAGACGCGUCAGGACUUUCCGCAGUCGAUGUCCUGUUGCGUCAUCAGUUGCUGCGUGUGCAGCCGGUGCGGAGGCCGGCGCCGCCGCUGUCAGUUCGGGGAAACGUGAACGCAGCCGUGCUGCCCGUUCCUUGCGCAGGACUAAAAAAUUGUAGCUGCAGCCCUUUUUAUUAGGCAGAGCACGUGCAGAAGUUUACAUACUGUACAUCUGUUACGGAAACCCCCAGGACGGCUUCGAAACGCGUCUUCGCGGUCUCUUUUCAACGUGUGAAAACAAGUGAGGUCACCAUGGUGACAGGGAACGGCCGCUGCGACCGUGACGCCUCCCCUGGGGUGGUCAACUACGAAGCCGACCCCGUCGUGGUGGACGGCGUCGCCUUCCUGCCACUCAGCGACGCCCGGCUUGCGCGCGAGGCCCUGAGCUACGAGCCCAGGCCGGGUGACGUCAUCCUGGCCACUUUUCCAAAGAGCGGCACCACGUGGUGCCAGUACCUCAUCUGGGGCAUCCACAACCUCAGAGCCGUCGAGGAGGGAUCCAUGCCGCCGGUGCAGGACGUGCUGACGCGGCACUUUCCCUACAUCGACCUGCUGGGCACGUCGUCCACGGUGGCCGACCGGCCUCCUCCGCGCUUCAUCAAGACCCACCUGCCCGCCGAGAGGGUGCACCGGCCGAGCGACGGCGGCGCCAAGUACGUGGUGUGCCUGCGCAACCCGUUCGACGUGGCCGUCUCCUACUUCCACAUGCGGCUGGGCCGGCGCGGCCUGACGCGUCUGCCGCCCGACUACGGCUUCGACCACUUCCUCGACGAGUUCCUCAGCGGAGGACUCGUCGGGGGCGAGCCCUUCGGCCACGCGCGUGCCUGGCACGACAGGAGCAAGGUCCACGACAACGUCCUCCUCCUCUACUACGAGGUCCUCAAGGAAGACCCUAGAAAGGUCGUACUGAAACUCGCCAACUUCCUGAGCUCCGAUGCUGCCGCGAGGCUGUCUGCCGAACCGGUACUUCUGGAGCGACUCCUGGAGCAGACGUCGCUCAAGCGGCUCCGGGACCUGACGGGGGCGGAGAACUUCGCCGAGGGCGACUUCUCGCGCCAGCACCCAACAGCUGCCCUCUUCCGCAAGGGGGUCGUCGGCGACUGGCGGUCUCACUUCAACCGGGACCAGGAACGCAGGUUCAGGGAAGCGUACGACCGGGCACUCGGCGGCACCGAGAUGCACGACUUCUGGACUGAGCACGUGAAGUCGACGGGCUAAUUACGCGCGAGGCUUGUUAGGAGACCAGUGAGCAUAAAGAAAUGAGUAGAGCCCGUGGCCCUGCAACUACGCUUGAGAAAAUGAAAAAAAUAAUAAGAUACGAUAAAUUUGAAGGCUAGAGUCAACCUGUGAUGGUCGUCGAUCACAGACAGGUGCAGACGUUUGGCGUGUCCGGUACUGCAGUAAAAGCAAGCGGACUGGGCGUUUCACCGGAUGAGCGGAACGUCCUGCAUGGUACAGCCACCUGGUGGUGCAGAGCUAAAUCAGACAAACAGCCGCUAAUAUUGCAGUAACAAAGUGUGUUUUGCUUUGCUGCUGGUGUAUAUUCACAAGCAACGACGCAGAAUACACAUGGUUACGGCAGUAUUACCUCUGUGUUUGUCUGGUGGAGCUCUGCGCCACCAGAUGGCUCCACCGUGCAGGUCGUGCGCCUUCGCGCCUCCGCUCAUCCGUAAAACGCCCAGUCCGCUUGCAUUUACGAGAAUACCAGACACGCUCAAACUCUUUAAAAGACAGUGUAGCGUGUUGAAAUGACUUGGUUAUUAAAUGUUGGUUAUGUCUCUAC
Messenger RNA from Dermacentor andersoni, 1969 nucleotides. Its product is annotated as sulfotransferase 1E1-like. The record is from RefSeq and is a predicted model, not a curated record. Gene Ontology annotation, molecular function: sulfotransferase activity. Lineage: Eukaryota; Metazoa; Arthropoda; Arachnida; Ixodida; Ixodidae.